Pisolithus orientalis is the source of this 2118-nucleotide messenger RNA. RefSeq lists its product as uncharacterized. The transcript is spliced from 5 exons. Lineage: Eukaryota; Fungi; Basidiomycota; Agaricomycetes; Boletales; Pisolithaceae. Bases 272 to 1684 code for a protein of 470 amino acids. The record is from RefSeq and is a predicted model, not a curated record.
UGCACAAUCUGCAUUGACACUUCUUUGAAACAGGUCUUCUUUUGGGGGCGACCUAUUCCGCUUACCAGCUCUUCCUUUCUUUGUGAGGCCGAUCAUCAGUGGUGGAAACCUAUUACCGUAUUGUACGAUCGAAUCCAAAUUCCAUAUGACAUUCGUCGUUGUCUAGAACGCACCACUCAGUACUAAUUUCACUGCAGCCUCCGGAGUAAAGAGGAGUUUACUUCGUUGUCUGCUGUUCGGCUCUGGACCUUUAGUAUUAUUCCGUUCAGGAAUGGGGGUGAAUGGAUGGAUGCGUCAGCGUUCUCCAUCCAAACACAACGAUCACUGCCAAGCGCCAGGCUUCCGAUCAGCACAUGUGGUGAUGUCGCGCUCUCCACGCCGUCUAUCGUUUCCCUCUUCAUCGCAAGAUUUUGCUCUGCCAUUGAGCUCGACUCUAGUAACCUCCCCCGAAGGCUCGCCCAGUCCUCUGUUUCUACGUUUCCGACGCCCAUCACUUCUCCCGAGGCCUACUACCGCCUAUGCUGAUAAACACACAAGCAGCCCACUGGCCAUAUCGUUCUCAAUACCCACACGUAGAUAUAGAAGUGUUGGCGGUGAAGAAUCAGAGAGUGACCGAGAACGGAUGUGCACCGAGAGCUCGCCGUCCAACAGCUCAGGCAACCCAACGCCUCCUAUUUCCGUGCCGGCUUCCAAAGACGCUGAAAGACUUGGGGACGAGAGCAGUGAAGAUACGUUGAACCCAUCGACUCCACCAAAUCACAACAUUAGUGUCUUGGCACCGGCACCCCUCUACAGUCCCGCCGUGGUCAACUCAAGGCGUCCAACAUACCCGCUCAAGCUUGCUCGCAUCCUUAACAUAUUAGCCGAGUCAACCCGCCCCGAGGAUGACGAGGUGAAGUCGGAGGCUGCAUUUCAACGUCUAAUAGCAUCGUACUCAGAGCUUCCGGUGCGACCCCGCACUCCUCGUGCACCUUCAAACAAAGGGCGUUACCCGGAGGAAGCAGUUGAUGAAGACUUUGACCGAGAGGAUACGCCGAGUGACGAAGACGAUGUGGAUGGCAUUUUCGCUUUUGACCCUCCUAGCGAGUCGGCCACAACCAAACCUUGUACGCCUGCGCAAAGCGUGAACGGUGAUGAUUUUGCAACAUGUACCUCCGGAAGUCCUAUGGUAGUAGCUAUGGAUGUGGAUCCACCGCUGACCUCACCAUUGGUAACUUCCACACCUGCUGUCCAAUGGCGAUACACACCACCUCCAACGGCCAGUGCUGUUCGCUCCAACAAGCGGAAACUCGAUGAUCGUUACGAUCCAUAUCCUACUGCUGCAAAGCGCCGAGCGGUUUCGCCAUCGAUAUCUUACCUGAGAGAGGUACACCCUUCUCUGUCUUACCCCCGGACGCCAAAUGGGAGACCCUCAUUUCCAAACCCCCUGGCGAUACCGAUCUCGAACGGCGGAUCGGCGAACUCGUCUCCCACAGUGACUAGCUACAACAUGCCUAUUUACACAACUUCUCGACAAGUAGGACUCGGAUCGAUGAGCGUUUCAUCUAGCCCGAUUCUACGGCCAACUCUAGGCCUUGCAAGUCCGAUUCUCCGACCGCUCGCUAGAAAUAGGCGUGGGAUAGAUGGCGACGAGAGGGACGUCGAAGGUGCCAAUGAAGGUGUGAACGGUCUCACCCUCAGUUAGGGAUAGGCUGGGAUAGGGCUCUCCUUGUUAUGGAGUACCUGUUCAAGAUGAGAUGACCCUGUGGAUGUGAACAAGGAUGCCGGAGUAUGCCACACACGAUGAUGGCUACUCGAUUCCGGCUUAUCCUCGUUUGGUACACAAUGGCCGGCGGUCGUUGCCGUAUGUGAUACUGUAAUAUGGAUAUGCCUAGGUAGCAAAACCUGGGCUGUAUGACUCCCGUCCGGUGGCAGGGCAUGUGUAGCUUGAAAUUGACUUAGAUGUAGCCAUACACCUUGAUGAGUAGCUCAGGUAUUGGUGCCAGCAAGGAGGCGUAAGCCACGUAUUUAAGGAGAAAAAAUUCAAGAGCAAGAUGGACACAUGAGGCCUAGCGUAAGUAACGAGAAGGAAGUUUGGAAGAUGCCAUCACGUGAUGAUAUAUGUGAUGUACACACUCG